Messenger RNA from Gymnodraco acuticeps, 1396 nucleotides. It is a transcript of the gene mcrip2, whose product is annotated as MAPK regulated corepressor interacting protein 2. Bases 586 to 1023 code for a protein of 145 amino acids. NCBI's taxonomy places the organism in Eukaryota, Metazoa, Chordata, Actinopteri, Perciformes, Bathydraconidae. The record is from RefSeq and is a predicted model, not a curated record. The transcript has 5 exons.
CGGAAGUACUGCGCUUUGUUCUGCCUGACUUGACGCUGGCCAGGCAUUGUAGCUUUCCGUCCUGAUGAAAAUAUCAAAGUGUGCACUACUGUCCUUGUAUUCUAUCACAGAGCAGGGGUUUCGCAGUCAGUACCGGAUCACCAGCGGAACACAGUGGGUAGAGAGUCCGGCCUGAGUGUCACUGUCCCCGGGCUUCGGAAAGCACAAGGUCCCCCCUCUGUCUGACGGAUCCCCGGCUUGUGGAGCAGCUUUCUCCUUGGAUGACCUACACGCAACCUCUCUCAGGAGCAGCAGACGUCGAUUCCUUACAGCUGAGCACCUGCUGGUUAGGAGGUGCAGUAUUAUCUAGACACAGUGAGUAACAAGCCAAAGCGAGGUUUGUGCAGGCUUCAGGCCGACUCUGGAGCACCUGACCUGGGGAACAAAAUAAGACACGUUACGAAAACCUUCUCCUUAACGUGGCUGCGUCAGGAGGAGCGGACAGAGGACUGCCAGUUGCAUAGUUGAUAUUUCAUGUGCGCAUCUGAUAAGUAAGAAGACAGACAGAGUUUAAACACGGACACUGCAGGAUAUUUCGGCGUUCACAUGAUGUACACAAUCACCAGAGGUCCCAGCAAACUUGUUACACAGCGGCGGACAGGUCCAACACAACAAAUCGAGAGCAAAUGUUGCGACUUGAAGCUGAAGCCGACGUCUUGGCUCUCGUCAACCUCUCCUCCCCCAAAGAUCGUGUUCAAUCGUCUGAAUGGGAAGCGCUACCACGGUGCAGCCACACAGAAGAGCCCCUGCCCCGCAGAGGGAUUCACUCCUGCACAUGAAGAGAACGUCAGAUUUGUGCAUGAAGCAUGGCAGGAGGUGGAGCAGAAGAAGGGAGAUGGUGACGGUGUGGAGUCAACUGAGAGCCAGGGGCCCAUUCAGUAUACUGAGAAGACCCCCAGUGUUGCGAUGAAGAACUUUGUGCCCAUAGACCUGGAGGAGUGGUGGGCUCAGCGCUUCCUUGCCAACAUUGCCAAUCUGUCUUGACUGAGUGAGGCUUUGUGGCGGGACAUGAAGCACCGCGUCGAUGCUCCCUUAUAAAGGGCAUCACAAGACCGCAGAGGAGGCGAGUGACUCUCCAGGCCCUGCGUUGGGUUGUGCGUAAUUUGAUUUGAUGCCCUGUGCUUCACACUGCUGUAGAGAUAACUGGGUGCACAACACAAACUGUGUCCCCCCCCGCUGGUGCAACGACAGCGAGAUGACUGAACUCUGACAGCGCUGACACGAGGUUGCGCUGGUAUGAACAAAGUACCUGAUAGAAGUUGUGAACCAAGUGUUCUGGGCUGUUUGUACGUCUAGGCUGAUCUUUGGGUAGAAAUCUACUGAAGACCAAAACAAGUAAAAUGUUUUUAAAGAAAAA